Penicillium pulvis is the source of this 2703-nucleotide messenger RNA. Its product is annotated as snoRNA-binding rRNA-processing protein PWP2. The coding region runs from base 1 to 2703 and encodes 900 amino acids. Gene Ontology annotation, biological process: maturation of SSU-rRNA from tricistronic rRNA transcript (SSU-rRNA, 5.8S rRNA, LSU-rRNA); ribosomal small subunit assembly. The transcript is spliced from 4 exons. NCBI's taxonomy places the organism in Eukaryota, Fungi, Ascomycota, Eurotiomycetes, Eurotiales, Aspergillaceae. Gene Ontology annotation, molecular function: protein binding. The record is from RefSeq and is a predicted model, not a curated record. Gene Ontology annotation, cellular component: Pwp2p-containing subcomplex of 90S preribosome; small-subunit processome.
AUGAAGACCGAUUUUAAGUUCUCCAACCUUUUGGGGACGGUCUAUCGUAAGGGCAAUUUGCUCUUUACUCCAGAUGGCACCUGUCUACUUUCGCCCGUAGGCAAUCGGGUCACAGUCUUUGACCUCGUCCACAAUACCUCUUAUACCCUUCCAUUUUCGCACCGCACCAACAUCGAUCGCCUGGAUCUUUCCCCGAAAGGCAACCUGUUGCUGACUAUCGAUGAAACUGGCCGGGCAAUUUUGACCAAUUUCCAACGGCGCAUCGCUAUCCACCACUUUUCCUUCAAGGGGCGCGUCACUUCACUCAAAUUUUCCCCGUCGGGUCGGCAUUUCGCAGUAGGCGUCGGAAGACGCUUGCAAAUCUGGCAGACCCCAUCUACCCCUGGAACCGAAACCAAUGGCGAGAUUGAGUUUGCUCCGUUCGUUCUCCACCGCGACCUUGCCGCGCACUUUGACUCUGUUCAAAAUAUCGAAUGGUCGAGUGACUCCCGGUUCUUGCUGACCGCAUCCCGAGAUUUGACUGCGCGAGUGUGGAGCUUAAAUCCGGAGGAUGGUUUUGAGCCUACUACUCUGGCGGGCCACCGCCAGGGUGUGGUGACAGCACACUUUGAUGCAAACCAGGAAUCCAUCUACUCUGUUAGUCAAGAUGGAGCCCUUUUCCGCUGGGAAUACGUGACGAAGAAAGACCCAGAAACCGAUGAGGAUAUCGCAGAAGCCCAGUGGAGAAUUACGAAAAAGAAUUUCUUUAUGCAGAAUGAUGCGAAUGUCAACUGCGCCGCAUUUCAUGCACCCUCAAACCUGCUGGUGGUUGGCUUCUCCAACGGUCUCUUCGGGCUGUAUGACUUGCCCGAGUUUAACAUGAUUCAUUUGCUGAGUGUCUCACAAAGCAACAUUGAUGUUGUGACCAUCAACCAGUCUGGAGAAUGGCUUGCCUUCGGAUCCUCCAAACACGGUCAGCUGCUAGUCUGGGAGUGGCAGUCAGAAUCCUAUAUUCUGAAGCAGCAAGGCCAUCUUGACUCCAUGAACUCCCUAGUUUAUUCCCCGGAUGGACAGAAAAUUGUGACCACCUCCGACGACGGCAAGGUCAAGGUGUGGGAUGUAAAGUCAGGCUUCUGCAUAGUGACUUUCACUGAACACACUAGCGGAGUGACGGCGUGCGAGUUCGCUAAGAAGGGAAGCGUUCUAUUUACUGCAUCCCUAGACGGCUCUAUUCGAGCAUGGGAUUUGAUUCGAUACCGUAACUUCCGCACAUUCACCGCACCUUCUCGACUUUCAUUCUCUUCUCUGGCGGUAGACCCCAGUGGAGAGGUGAUAUGUGCCGGAUCUCCAGACUCUUUUGAUAUCCAUGUGUGGUCUGUACAGACCGGUCAAUUGCUGGAUCAGCUAUCCGGUCACGAGGGCCCUGUGUCCGCCCUUGGCUUUGCUGCUGAUGGUAACCACUUAGUCAGUGGCAGCUGGGACCACACUGUGCGCAUCUGGAGUAUCUUCGGCCGAACCCAAACUAGCGAGCCCCUUCACCUUAUGUCUGAUGUCCUCAGCGUGGCUUUCCGGCCUGACGGACAACAGGUUGCGGCCUCAACCUUGGAUGGUCAGCUUUCGUUCUGGUCAGUGGAGGAUGCUGUUCAACAAGGUGGUGUCGAUGGACGCCGCGAUGUAUCCGGUGGCCGCAAAGUAUCUGAUCGCACAACUGCCGCAAAUUCGGCUGGAACCAAGUCCUUCAACCGUAUCACCUACAGUGCAGACGGUAGCUGCAUUUUGGCCGGUGGUAACAGCAAGUAUAUUUGCUUGUACGAUGUGGGAACAGGUUCUUUGAUCAAGAAAUUCACGGUCUCGGUGAAUCUGUCUCUAGAUGGUACUCAGGAAUUCCUGAACAGCCGGAAUCUCACCGAGGCUGGACCUCGCGCCCUCAUUGACGAAACAGGAGAGGCAUCUGACAAGGAAGAUCGUAUUGACAGUACGCUCCCUGGUGCGAAACGUGGUGAUGCUGGUGCUCGUACUACUCGCCCUGAAGUACGAGUGACCUCUGUCGAUUUUGCCCCAACUGGCCGCGCCUUCUGCGCUGCGUCUACUGAGGGCCUUCUCAUCUACAGCCUGGAUGACGACUUUGUCUUUGACCCCUUUGACCUUGACAUCACGAUCACUCCAUCCAGCAUCCUCGCCACAGUCGAGGCUGCUAAGAGCGCUGCGGCCGCUGGCACUGUUGAUGGGGAAAACACAUUCCUUAAGGCACUAGUCAUGGCAUUCCGCUUAAACGAAUCCAAGAUCAUCCGUGCUGUGUACGAGUCGAUCCCGCCAUCUGAUAUCCCACAUGUGGUCCGUGCCGUACCUACGGUCUACUUGCCCCGUCUGCUUCGUUUUGUCGCACACGCAGCCGACGAAACCCCUCAUCUUGAAUUCAACUUGAUGUGGAUUGAGUCUCUGUUCAGUUGCCACGGCCGAUACUUCAAGGAAAACUCGGGAACAUUUGCCCCUGAACUUCGCGCUGUCCAGCGAGCCGUUGAUGAUAUCCGUGAAAACCUCAAGCGGUUGACCGAAAAGAACCUCUACGAUCUCAACUACCUUCUCUCUAAGCCUGUCCUCGCCGAUAAGAAAUCAUCGAGCGCAAUGUUAGCAAUGACUGCAGGUGACGCCGAGGAAGAUGACGACCAAAUGGCCGACGCCGACGUCGACGACACAGAGGGCGACUGGGUUGGAUUGGAAUAA